AUGCAGAAGAGUCACAUUACUACAACCACCAUUAGGGUUCUUGAGGCUGCACCCUCCCCAUCUCCGCCACCGACAACCACCACCAAUGGCGGAGGCGGAGUUCCUGCAUGCGCAUCAUGCCGCCACCAGCGAAAGAAGUGCACAGAAAAGUGCAUCUUGGCACCUUUUUUUCCAGCGGAAAAAACCCAAGAUUUUCAAGCUGUUCAUAAGGUCUUCGGGGUUAGUAACGUGACUAAAUUGGUGAAGGAUUUGACUAGAGAAGACGGGAAAAAAGCGGUGGAUUCACUCAUCUGGGAAGCGAAUUGUCGGCUUAAAGAUCCUGUGUUAGGGCCAUUAGGAGAGUUUCAAAGGGUUUCAGAAGAACUUAGGGUUUAUAAAACGCAAUACCAACAAGCUAAUAUUCAUCAUCAUCAUCAUCUUCGACAAGUUCCCAUUACGCAAAACGGGGUUUUGUACAACAAUAAAUCUGGGCAGCAACGUUUGAUUGGAUCAUGGAAUGGUGAUAACAAUGGGAUUAACAAUGGUGCAGUGUUGGAUUAUAUUCAUAGCAAUGGGAUCGGUAAUGGUGGUGGUAUUGAUAAUUCGCGUAUGUUCAACUAUGGAUCUUUGCAAAAUAUGGAGAAAUUAAAGCAAGAAAGAGAUCAACAACAAGGUUCUUUGAUUCAUCCACAGCAGCAUAUGAUGAACGACUUCAGUCAAUUUUACUAG
Molecule: messenger RNA, 708 nt
Organism: Lactuca saligna
Lineage: Eukaryota; Viridiplantae; Streptophyta; Magnoliopsida; Asterales; Asteraceae
Source: the annotation of a GenBank genome assembly